This is a messenger RNA of Xiphophorus couchianus (Monterrey platyfish), 4121 nucleotides long. It is a transcript of the gene ddi2, whose product is annotated as DNA-damage inducible protein 2. The record is from RefSeq and is a predicted model, not a curated record. Gene Ontology annotation, biological process: proteolysis. Gene Ontology annotation, molecular function: aspartic-type endopeptidase activity; protein binding. Lineage: Eukaryota; Metazoa; Chordata; Actinopteri; Cyprinodontiformes; Poeciliidae. The transcript is spliced from 9 exons. The coding region runs from base 299 to 2857 and encodes 852 amino acids.
UGCCGUAAAUCAUGUGGCACUGUUGAGCAAUACUUAAUAUUUUGUUGUUCUUAAAAGAGAAACUGUCACAUCAGGCGUUCACCAACUGAGUCCAAACAGUGCCUGACUUUCGAUUUCACAUUACUUUCGAUUUUUGAUGUGAUUUGUACCGACAUACACGUUUCAAUUUUUCGGAAAAUCCGCGUAGUGAUCGUGUUUUCCUGUGUGACACAAGGAACUACACUAACCGCAUUCUGUUGUAGAAGAACAGGGUUUGUCCACUGCUCCUGUUUCUGCCACCCCCCGCUCCCACAAAACGAUGCUGGUCACCGUUUUCUGCGCGCCGAGGGAUCGCCCAGAAACCACGUUUGCCCUCGACGUGUCCCCGGAGCUGGAGCUGAGGGACUUUGUAGCACUUUGUGAACUGGAGUCAGGAAUCCCAGCUGGGGAAAUCCAGAUCACGUAUGUAGAGCAGCCCCUAAAAGACCCCACCCGUGCCUUGGGGACUUACGGUGUCAAGGAUGGAGAUGUGGUUGUUCUUCGACAAGCUGACAGAAGGCCUCCACAAACUCAACCAGCCUUUCCAGGCCUGCCCCGUAUCGACUUCAGAUCCAUCACAGUCCCUGGCACCUCAUCUUCACCCAAUCAACCUCCUGCCCCGCAGCCGCGGCAACAAGUUCCGCAGCAGCCACCGCCGCCGCAGCCGCGCCCCACACAGCCUUCUUCGCCGAUGGCCUUUGGCGGCUCUUCGCCACAGGGCCUGGACAACCCCGCCUUACUACAACAGAUGCUAUUAUCCAAUCCACAUGAGCUUUCCCUUCUCAAGGAGAGAAACCCUCCACUUGCUGAGGCCCUGCUGAGUGGAGAUUUAGAGCGUUUCACCAAAGUGCUGCUGGAGCAACAACAGGAUCGAGCCAGAAGAGAGCAAGAGCGAAUCAGACUUCUGACCGCUGAUCCGUUUGAUUUGGAAGCUCAGGCAAAGAUUGAGGAGGACAUCAGGCAGCACAACGUGGAGGAGAAUAUGACAAUUGCAAUGGAGGAGGCCCCAGAAAGCUUUGGACAGGUGGUUAUGCUGUACAUUAACUGCAAAGUCAAUGGCCAUCCUGUGAAAGCUUUUGUUGACUCAGGAGCGCAGAUGACCAUCAUGAGCCAGGCGUGUGCAGAGCGCUGCAACAUCAUGCGACUGGUGGACCGGCGUUGGGCGGGGAUCGCCAAAGGAGUGGGCACUCAGAAGAUCAUCGGCAGAGUUCAUUUGGCUCAGGUCCAAAUAGAAGGAGACUUCCUUCCUUGUUCUUUCUCCAUAUUGGAGGACCAGCCGAUGGACAUGCUGCUAGGCCUGGACAUGCUGAAGAGACAUCAGUGUUCAAUUGACCUGAAGAAGAACCUGCUCAUUAUCGGCACCACGGGCACCGAAACGCGCUUCCUGUCUGAGGCGGAACUGCCGGAGUGCGCCCGGCUCGCGUACGGACCAGAAGGACGUGAAGAUGCGCGUCCAGAGGAGAUCGCUGACAGAGAACUGGCAGAGGCGCUUCAGAGAUCUAUACAAGAGAGUGACACUGCAGAUGGACAAACUACCUCACUGCAGCCCUCGCCAUUUAUAUUACCAAGACCCUUAGACCGAAUGGCCAUACCCUCCUCUUCCUCUCAAAGCCCUUCUAGUUGUCAAUCACAGAAUCCGACCUUGGAUCGCUCCCAGUCUGCGCCGGCCGCCGUGCAGCAGGCCCCACAGCUUCCUGAACCUUUGACCCCAGAAAAUGAUGCUUCUCCACCUCAUAGCGACCAUUUCCACCAUCUGCCUCACCAAAGCGAAUCCAACAUGUCCCCCACUCCCAGUCCAACAUCGGAUAUAUUCGCCAGUGAGUCCCAGGACCCCAGUGGGGUGGCGCCAGCUGACGGUGUUGAAUCUGACCAGGUGGAGAGCUCUUCACAUGAGGAGUGUUUGCCUGAACAGCCCAUGGACCAGGAGGUGAACGAAAGCGAAGCGGCGGAGACCGCAGUGGCCGACUCCGUUGAAAUGGCGUGUCCCGCCAACUCCGCUGAGAGGGAGCAGCCUGACGGUGACCGCUGCUCCAGCUCCGACAGCAUCCCGUCCCUGGCGGCAGCACUGAAGGAGCUCCACGAGCUGCUGGUGCAAUCGCAGAACCGCAGCAUGUCCUGCUCCCCUUCCCACCCGCAUGGGCAGGACUCGGACAAAGCUUCCCCCGAGCCAAGCACACCGACGCCAGAAAACACCCAGUCUGCUCCUUCUACUGCCAACGCAGCUGCUGCAGAAACAAGUGAUGCCAAAGCUAACUGUGCUGCUGACGAGAAACCAUCGGAGAGUCCUGUCCCUGACCUCCAAGGUCAGGCUGAGCGUCUGCAUGAAAACGCAGCAGAAAUAGGGGAAGGGCUCGAACCGCCACGGUGCCCCGACAGCUCAGAGGAUAGAGAAGAGACCUGCAUUAGCGACAGUUCUCAGCCUGAGCCGGAGGUUUCUCCCGGUUCUGCAGCGGUGCCCGAGUUCAGGGAACCACCGGAGGGGCAGCACGGACGAGGAGUCGCAGACGGACAAGCUGCCAACACCCCGGAUUCCCUUCAGAUGGAGCGAGCUUUCCUCAGCCCUGCAUCAGCGGCUGUUAGCCCGCCACAGGAAGUUACAAGCACCUCGUCCUCGUCUGCUACUCUUCUCACUCAGACCCCUCCACCUUCGUCGUCCCCGGCCCCCGUCCCACCCUCUCCACGUCCCUUUAUGGAACAGUUCCCAGCCGAGCACAUCCAGAGGAUCCAGGCAGCGGGUUUUUCUGCCAGGGAGGCGGUGGAGGCACUCGAGCAAGCCCACGGCGUAGUAGAGAUCGCUCUACUGGCUCUUCUGGCUCGCAGCAUCACUGUGCCCACCUAAACUCAUGAGCAAUCACACAAGAGUCCCCGGCCUCCCGACUCAGCAUCUGUCUUCUUUAUACCUUGUUGCAGAUCCAGAUGUCUCAGUCUCCUAUUUGAAAGGGAGCUUGGAAAAGCCACAGGGAACAAAAAACACAAAAUCUUAUCUAGUAUUUUUUGGUCUACUUUGUAACUCAAAUAUCCUUAAAUAUGCUUGAAAUAAGACAGAUUUAACUUACAAGUAACUUUUUAACAAGAUGUAGGAGCUUGUUUUAUGAUGUAAAUAAUUCCUCAAGUGCUAGUUCUACUUAUAAAGUGAAAAAUCUCUUGUUAUAAUUCAAUCUGCCACUGAAACCAGUACUUUUUCAUCAAUAUUAAGGAAUUAUUUACUGAAAACAAGCUCUUACAUUUUGCUGAAAAGUUUGUUUUAUCUUAUUUCAAAUGUAAUAAAAAAACUGGACCAAAAAUACUUGGUAGGAUUUUGUGUUUUUGCAGUGAAUCCUGUCUCUUGGUUUGUCAUAAAGAAAGUCUAAGAGGAAACAAGAGAACUGGUCAUUUGUUUGUGGCUAUUACAGAUAUGUGAGGAGUGUUUGCAUGCAGAUGUUUUGGGUAGCCCAUCAAUCAAAUUGGUUUUUUAAGCAAUUUGGUAUCAUUUGAUUUUUUUUUUUUUUUUGCCUUGUUUUGUUUUCCGACAUUGAUUUGUCAAUACAUUCAAAUAGUACAAUUAAUUCUCAAACCCUUAAAUAGUCAAAGUUUCUCUUUCUGAAAAAUCUGUUAAUCAUGAAUACAGUCUGUGCUCCUUUGCGGUUUGUCUUGUUUGUAGCCCAAAUGAUGACAGAACUGCCUAUUGGGAACGUAAGCAGCUCACAUUCAAAGUGAAAAAUAAUUGGAAAUCUUUCAAUUAACAGUAAACAUCACUAAAAUACCAAUUGUAUUUAAAUGCGAGAGUAGAUGGCAUUUCUGGUUCAGCAUGUCUCUUACAGAAGGUAUCUUGUACUGUUUGUAUGACUCUGCAAUCCGAAAGCUUUCCAACAUGUAGAUUACAGAACCUGUUUUAAGCUCUUGUUCUGAAACUUUCUAUGUGUCAAAUCCUCGUAGUGUGUUUAUACUUGAAAUUAUCCCUUUUCUUUCUCAUUUUGAGUCUGGCCAUCUUGUCAGUGCAUCAUAUAUCAAGGAGUUUCAUGGCUUUAUUUGAGUCAUACCUACAAUAUUCAGGCAGAUUUCAUUAUUUACUUUUAUCUUGUAAGAAAUUUUAAAUUGCAAAUAAAAUGAAACUAAUAUUUGUA